CGGUUUCCCAAGGAACUGUCCGACCGCGUGUUUUUCUAUAUAAACAAAACGGGCUUCUUGGAGAGCAGAAUUAUAAGAAGCCCAACAGGCAGAGAUCCAUUCACAUAUCAAGAGCUUCAUAGAUUGAUCGCUUCUUUCAUCACACACAAACCAGAAGAAAGAAAGAAAGAAAGAAAGAAAGAAAGAAACAGAGCAGGGAUCAAAGAUGGCUUCAUCCAUGAUAAUUAAGAUUGCAGUUUUUGCCUUCACAUCACUUGUCUGCCUGCAAACCGUUCUGGGUGCCCUGACAUGCGAGGAGUUGCCCACAGAGGUCUGUGCAUUUUCUGUUGCUUCCUCUGGAGCACGCUGUGUUCUUGAGAAGUCUGUCUUGAGUGAUGGCAGUGAUGAAUACCAGUGCAUGACAUCAGAGAUCAUAGCAGAAAAGAUCAGUGAAUGGAUUGAAACAGAGGAAUGUUUGAACGACUGCGGGCUUGAGAGAAUUGUAGUAGGAUUGUCCAGUGAUGGUCUAAUGGAGUACAGAUUUACCAGCAAAUUGUGCUCUCCAAAGUGCUAUAACAACUGCCACAACAUCAUUAAUCUCUACUUCAAUCUUGCUGCAGGAGAAGGAGUUUACCUGCCCCGCCUGUGCCAAGCUCACAGAAGUGGAUCCCGGCGCAUGGUACAAGAAGUUUUGGAUCGAGAACAGUCAAGUAUUACAGCUGAAUCAUUCGUAUUUGCUUCUGCUCCUUCCUCCUCUCAGGACAGCACAACUCUUAGUCCUGUGGGUUCUCCAGUUCCAUAGAAGAUAGGUCAUAGAUUUCUGGUUUCCCGAUUUAUGGGAUUGUUUUAUGGUUCCUCGGACCUGUUUAAUUGAUUGCAGAGCUUGCGGAUAUUUUCUCGCCUAUUCUUAUGGUCUAGGUGGGUUUUGAAUUGUUUGCAAGGGUUUGUAACCCUUAGGAAAUAAAUUAUUCUUCCAGUGUACCAUGUUGUACCCAUAGGCACUCCUUUCAUGUAUUCUUCUGAAAUUGGUAUUAUAUUCCUUUGUGAUUCUCUUACAA
Molecule: messenger RNA, 1037 nt
Organism: Cryptomeria japonica (Japanese cedar)
Lineage: Eukaryota; Viridiplantae; Streptophyta; Pinopsida; Cupressales; Cupressaceae
Exons: 4
Coding region: 206-781 (191 amino acids)
Source: RefSeq, a predicted model, not a curated record